AUGAACCUUCUUCCCCAGCAGCCUCCAACCGCCAUUUCUCCACCUGUGCAUCAUGCGCCUCCUUCACGUCUGCCGCCACCUUCAUUAACCCAGAGUCGUCAGCAGAGAGAUUCCUGGCCACAGCUCUCUAGCCCGCCCCAGCAAUGGCAAGGAGCUGAGGAAUACAUGAGGAAUUGGCUGCAAUCCAGGGUCGAGGAGGACAAGAGAAGACGAGAAGAGGAGAGGACAAGGCGGGAGCAGGGCGCGCUUGCUGCCGAGGAGGCCGAGGAGGUCGUUGAGGCCGUGCGCACCGUUGAACCAAGAGACGAAAUCACCAAGUCUCGAGAAUGGCCAAUCAGCGAAACUGGCAGCCUGUCCGUGCACGUUUCAUUAAACAGCCACACCUGCGAGAGACAAAUGCCACCAGGCAAGCCCGCCUUCUUCCGCUUCACCUGCAUUUAUGUCAAUACCCUAAGAAGCCAUCGGAUCGCCAAAACAUGGAUGGGAGGCCCGUAUAAUUCUACUAUUCUCCGCCAGGUGCUACAACGUGACAAGCUGGACAGCAACAACCAGUGA
Messenger RNA from Fusarium oxysporum Fo47, 555 nucleotides. RefSeq lists its product as uncharacterized. Bases 1 to 555 code for a protein of 184 amino acids. NCBI's taxonomy places the organism in Eukaryota, Fungi, Ascomycota, Sordariomycetes, Hypocreales, Nectriaceae. The transcript has a single exon. The record is from RefSeq and is a predicted model, not a curated record.